AAGCGUGGUUGAAAUGUGCAUUUAAAACAUGGAUUUGUUGUGGAUACCCGUUUUGGGCUCUCUGAUGUUGGUGGAAAUCUCGUGGACUCUACCCAUUGACAAAGAUCAGCAGAGGCUUGAGAAUGUGGAGCUGGCUGAGGAUUACCUCAAGAGGUUUUACAGUCUGAAUCUGGGAGACCACAGACCUCCAAUAAGAAGUGUGAGGUCUGCAUCCACCAUGGAGGCGAAGAUCCGAGAAAUGCAAAACUUCUUUGGUCUGAAGGAAACAGGAAAUAUGGAUACUCACACCCUGAAUGUGAUGAAGGAAGCAAGGUGUGGAGUUCCAGAUGUGGACAACUUCGGCUUUUACCCUAAUAGGCCUAAAUGGAAGAACCACAUCAUCACAUACACGAUUGCCAGAUACACUCCAGACAUGAAGAAAGAGGAUGUGGAAAAGUCUGUUCGUUCAGCCUUGAAGAUGUGGAGCGAUGCAACCCCGCUGAAGUUCAUCAAAAUCAACCAUCGAAAAGCUGAUAUUGUCUUCUCUUUUUCUCGCAGAACUCAUGGAGAUUUCUUUCCCUUCGAUGGACCUGGGGGCGUGUUGGCUCAUGCCUUCAUGCCAGGAAUGGGGAUGGGUGGAGAUGUGCACUUUGAUGAGGAUGAAACAUGGACGGCAGGGACUCAAGGUUUGUCAGUCAAAACACGAAUGCAGUUUGAAAGCCCAAAGAUGACACUAGGUUACAACCUGUUGAGUGUUGCAGCUCAUGAACUUGGCCACUCACUUGGUUUGACUCACUCGAGAGACCCCUCUGCUAUCAUGUACCCCAAUUACAGACAUCAGAGCAAUGCCAAGUACUCUCUCUCUAACGAUGAUGUGAUGGGGAUCCAAGCUCUGUAUGGUAGGCCCAGCAAAAAGAUGGAAACCCAGGUGGCUUCAAAAAAAUGUGACCCAACGUUUCCCCAACAUUUUGAUGCAGUAACACUGAUUGAAAAUGAGAUUUGUUUCUUUAAAAACAGACACAUGUGGAUGAGAACAACAAGGACAACUUAUUGGAAUCGUUUAACACAAGGCCACAUAACCACGUAUUUACCGAGCAUCAGUUCUCAGAUUGAUGCCGCUUAUGACAUCCCAGCCAAAGGCGUGGCGUACAUAUUCACCGGUCAUAAGUACUGGGUGGUUGAACAGCUUAAGACGAAAAGUCGCGCUGGCUCCAUUUACGAGUACGGCUUCUCUUCCAGAGUCAGGCGGGUUGAUGCUGCUGUGCAUGUCAGCGAAUACGGGAAAACAAUGUUCUUCGUAGGAGAGUUUUAUUACAGGUAUGAUGAGCACAAUAGGAGAAUGGACCCUGGCUUCCCCAGACUCAUCCGGAACGAUUGGUCUGGAAUCCCCAGAAGAGUUGAUGCUGCAUUUAAGUUACAAGGUAGCAUCUUUCUCCUCUCUGGAACAAAAUCCUACCAGUAUGACUUCAGACAAAAGCAAGUGGUGAAUGUAAUUCCAGGAAAGUCUUGGCUGGGAUGCUGAACUGAAACAGAAGUGAGAAAGACAGCGAGAAUUCCUCAGUUAUCAAAUUACAAAAAACCCUCUGAAUAUGUUAAGCUAAGAUAACCAUGUAGCGGUAUAGUAGUUGUGCUACAUUUUUUAAGCAUAUGUGUACUUGCAUGUAAAUUAUACUAACUGUAUCUCUGAUUAUACUAAUCCUGUGUCUCAUUCGUUUCUUAUGUACAUUUGUAGUAAUACUUCUUAAUCUGUGCAUGAAUAUACUAAGUACUUAUAUUGUGAGAGUCAAAUGUAAGGUGUACAUUUUUUUAGUACUCCACACUUAUUGAAGAACAUGUACUCAAAUCUUCUUUUAAAAUGUACAUCCAGUUAAAUUACGCCUUCAGGAGCUUACCAGUGAACUCAGUAGGAUGUUUGUUAUUAAACUCACCUCAAUAAAAAAGAA
Messenger RNA from Oreochromis niloticus (Nile tilapia), 1922 nucleotides. It is a transcript of the gene mmp20a, whose product is annotated as matrix metallopeptidase 20a (enamelysin). The record is from RefSeq and is a predicted model, not a curated record. Gene Ontology annotation, molecular function: zinc ion binding; metalloendopeptidase activity. Gene Ontology annotation, biological process: collagen catabolic process; extracellular matrix organization; proteolysis. Bases 29 to 1501 code for a protein of 490 amino acids. Gene Ontology annotation, cellular component: extracellular matrix. Lineage: Eukaryota; Metazoa; Chordata; Actinopteri; Cichliformes; Cichlidae. The transcript has 10 exons.